Molecule: messenger RNA, 2836 nt
Organism: Xyrichtys novacula (pearly razorfish)
Lineage: Eukaryota; Metazoa; Chordata; Actinopteri; Labriformes; Labridae
Source: the annotation of a GenBank genome assembly
GGCUGUAUCUACUGUCCGACUGGAAACUUGUGCCGUAAAACAGAAAGGGGUUCUGGGGAAAAUAGUUGUUGUCGCGCAAUACGGCUUAUAACACAGCUAUUAUGAAAUUCAUAGCGCGGAAUCUAUGUUUGAACGUUAAUAAAGGGAACAGUAAGGCUAAAAAGUAGAAUUAUGAUUUGAAAUGCGCGUCGUUUAGGGAUAUAUAUGUGGUUAUUUUGCUGUCCAAUGGUGACAGCUAAUCUCGCUAACAGACCUAGCCGAGGUUGUGUUUACCAUCAUGGACAGGGAGGCGUACCGCAACUGCUGCAGCCUGGCAAAAAUAACAAGACAGUCGUAUGAACAGUUUUGGUCGUCACAUUUCUUAGAUUACAUCGAUAAAGAACUCAGCUACUCCAAGUUUUUCAAGAAAUACCUGCUCCCAAACCACCCAUGUAUGUUCUCAAAGAGGUUUACAGAGGACUGGAAGUGUAGGAAACAGUGGGUGUCUGAGGAGGGGAAGCCUCAUUUCCAGAAACUGCUCCAACAGUUUGGUAAUUAAAUCUAUUCUUGCUGCUUUAACAUGUACCAAAUAUUAUUAUUAUGUAUCUACUGCAAUGAAUGGCGUAAUGUAAGGUGCUGUAAGGUCAUGUCUGUCUUUCUAGAUGAGACUCCUGUUCCUGUUGCAAAUUGCAAUGCAAAGGAGUAUAACGCAAACCCCAAACAAGUCAUGCCUUUUAAAGAAUUCAUACAGUACUGGAAGGAAUAUAUCCAGAAUGGCCACUCUUCACCUAAAGGAUGUCUUUAUCUAAAAGACUGGCACAUGACAAGGUAUCAAUCAAGGAUUUCAUUCAUACUUUCAUGUACCUAUGACAAACUAUACUGUGGUUAAUCCUGCAUUCUUAUUUUACAGGGACUUUCCAGAACAUAAUGUUUACACCACACCAGUCUAUUUCUCGUCAGACUGGCUGAAUGAAUACUGGGAUACACUUGAAGUAGAUGACUACCGCUUUGUCUACAUGGGACCCAAAGGCUCAUGGUGGGGAACUAUUGAGAUAAUAGUAAAAUAGUGAUUAUUACUUUAUUUUGUUCCUUAAUUAAAUAAUCAGAUUUUAUAUUAUUUUUAGAAUGUACAUAGAACCAUAUAUCAUUUAAAUUCAAAUAAGGUAGAGAAUGACAAGGUAAGGAUAAAACAUGAGGGGGAAAAAAAGAAAAAAAAAGCAAUUAGAAGGGUAAACAAAGAAAAACCCCAACAACACAACAGUGUGUCAUAAAUUUAAGAAAUAUGUGUCCUUGUAUAAAGUAUUUUUUAUCAUUAGCUCAGUCUGGGACCCCCUAAACCACCAUCUCUCCUCUGUAUAGUUUCAUGUUGACCUUUAGGCAGGUAAUCCAUAAGGGGCUGCCAUGUGUCCAUAAAGAUAUCAUCAUUCCCUUUAAUUUGGCACUUAGCCUUUCCAUCAGUAAAACUCUUAAAAAAAAAACUUUGCACUACUGAGUUACAGUGGGAGGUUUGCCGCUAGUCCUAUUAAAUAGUAUAGAUUUUCUGGCCAAAAAUUAGAGUUUAUUAAGUCAUUUUGAUCUUUUCACAUCCAUAACUCUAUUUGUAGGUGACAGCCCCAAUAGAAACUGGCCUGGAUCUUUACAGAUCUUGUUUUUGAAUAUUGCUGACACUUCCUUAGCUACACAUGACCAGAAAAAAGUGGGAGAUUUUUAAACAACCUCUCUCUUACUCUGUCACAAGGACCCCUUUCCAUGCCGAUGUGUUCCGCUCCUACAGUUGGUCUGCAAACAUCUGUGGCAGAAAGAAAUGGCUCCUGUAUCCCCCUGGUCAGGAGGAGUUUUUACGAGACACGCAUGGCAACCUCCCUUAUGAUGUCACAUCAGCUGAACUUCGAGAUAAGGGCCUCUAUCCACACUCUGAGGAAGCAUGUCAGCCUCUUGAGAUUAUUCAAGAGGCUGGUGAAAUAAUUUUUGUGCCUAGUGGCUGGCACCAUCAAGUUUAUAAUCUGGUAAGAUCUGUAAAAUUAGCAAAUGCACUAAAAAUUGUUACCCAGCUUUGUCAAAGUAAUUCUAUCAUUUUCGUCUUGCAGGAAGACACCAUCUCUAUUAAUCACAACUGGCUGAACGGCUGCAACAUAGACAUCAUGUGGCAGUUUCUUCAGAAUGAGCUGUCAUCUGUGCAGAAAGAGAUAAAUGAAUGGAGAAACACGAUGGACUCAUGGCAUCAGCACUGCCAGGUACUUCAAGUUUUAGACUUCUGAAAACCCUUGCACCAUGAAUGUUGUAAAUAAAUAUAACAAGUCAAUGUUUCUUUCCAGGUAAUCAUGAAAGCCUGCUCUGGUAUUGACUAUGGAGAAUUUGCUUCAUUCCUGAAAAUUGUUGCCAACAACAGGAUGGCAUUCCUAAAUGCUUGUUCCUCUGGAGACUCCUCUGAUUAUCCCAGGCAUCUUUCUGAGACCCUCACCACUCUUGGACCUUAUCACGCUGCCUUUGACCUGCAAAGAGUGGCUCACAUCAUUGAAUGCCUACUCUGCAAUGAAGACUUCAAGCGCCUGGAUCAUUCAACUUGGACUUUGCAGCCCGAGACUUUGCUGCAGCAAAUUCGUGACACCAUACAAUCCACAAGGGGGCAGCAUCUCCUCUAUCAAGAAUAAGAUGAGCCAUGAUAUCUCAACAAUGUACCCAUCAACUGGAAAUAGCUUGAAUGAAAAGUGCCAAUUUGUAUAAAUGUUAAGAGAUCGUAUUUAAGGUAUUGCUUCAUCUUUGGUUUGAGAGGGAUUGCAAUUUCAAAUAAUGCUAGUGAAUGUUAAGAGUUUUUUUUGCACUGAAUGAUGAAAAAGGAAAUAAAAACUUGAUGGAG